Molecule: messenger RNA, 987 nt
Organism: Penicillium atrosanguineum
Lineage: Eukaryota; Fungi; Ascomycota; Eurotiomycetes; Eurotiales; Aspergillaceae
Exons: 1
Coding region: 1-987 (328 amino acids)
Source: RefSeq, a predicted model, not a curated record
AUGUCUUUCUUUGAACGAAAAGCUCCUCCUCCGUUGUGGUCCUCAUUUCCAGCAAGUCGACCAGGUCAUCGCCAUCGCAAACGUGCCGAGGCAAUCACCCCAGACUUCACAAUGGGGAACAACAAGUCCACACAGUCUCCGUCCCCAACCGGGUCCAAAUCCAAGCCUAAGCGCAACAGCACAUUUUUCUCAAUAUGUCGCGGGUCGAAAAAACCCACCAAUGUAUGGGAUCCACCAGCCUACGAUGACCAAGAUUACAAAGCCCCCUCAGCCCAAGUCAAGACGUCCACAGACGCAGACUCAGACUCGCGAUACUCAUUCCUCAAAGACUUCGACACCAUCUUCCUUGUCGACGAUAGCUCUAGCAUGAGCGGGCCUCGCUGGCGCGAAGCCGAAGAAGCAAUCGCCGCUAUCGCCCCAAUCUGCACACAAUACGACAGCGACGGGAUUGACGUCCACUUCCUGAACCACCGCACCAGCGGCAAAGCAGGGUCCUACCACAACAUCACUACUGCAGCAGAUGUGCAAGAAAUCUUCCACAGCGUGCGCCCGUGUGGCUCAACGCCCGUAGGUCGUCGCCUCCUCGAGAUCCUAACGCCAUACCUGCGGCGCGUGGAGCAGAUGCAGAGCGGGAAUGCGGUCUUCGUCAAGCCAAUCAAUAUUAUUACGAUUACAGAUGGCGAAUUCACGGAUGAUGCAGAGAGUGUGAUUGUGCAGGUCGCUAAGACGCUGGAUAAUCCACGAGUGAACGCGUUACCGUGGCAGGUUGGGAUUCAGUUUUUCCAGAUCGGGAAUGAUGCGAGUGUGCGGAGGUAUUUGCAGGAGCUGGAUGAUGAUUUGGGGAAGUCAUGUCGGGACGGGAAGUUGAGAGAUAUCGUGGAUACGGUGCCCUGGCGCGGGAAGCAGGGGCGGACGUUGGAUGCGGACGGGAUAUUGAAGUGUGUGUUGGGGGCUGUGAAUAAGAAGUUGGAUCGACGACAGGCCUGA